Molecule: messenger RNA, 1284 nt
Organism: Neofelis nebulosa (Clouded leopard)
Lineage: Eukaryota; Metazoa; Chordata; Mammalia; Carnivora; Felidae
Gene: SAMD5
Product: sterile alpha motif domain containing 5
Exons: 3
Coding region: 330-884 (184 amino acids)
Molecular function (GO): protein binding
Source: RefSeq, a predicted model, not a curated record
CGCCCCCUCCCGCGCCCGCCGCGCGCCCCUCCCCGCGGCGGCGGCGCAUCCAGGGGCGGCGCGGAGCCGAGCGGAGAGGCUCGCACAGCCGCCAGUGCCUGCGAGCUCCAGGCUGCUUGGGGAAUUCACUUUGCCGCUUUUACGCUUCUCCCUCUUCGUGAUUCUUCUGCUGGCUUUCUGGCUCCGGCCCUCUCCUUUCCUUUACACGGAGAACUUCGCGGCGGUUUCUCUUUCCCCUUGGUGGAGAGGAUUAAAAGUUCCAAGAACUGGUGCCGCCCGUGCCGCUCGGGCGCUGGGACGGUGCUUGCCGGCGGGGUUCCAGUCCCACCAUGUGCACCAACAUAGUUUACGAGUGGCUGAAAGCGCUGCAGCUCCCGCAGUACGCGGAGUCCUUCGUGGAUAACGGCUACGAUGACCUGGAGGUGUGCAAACAGAUCGGGGACCCGGACCUGGACGCCAUCGGGGUGCUGGCGCCCGCGCACCGCCGCCGCAUCCUGGAGGCCGUGCGCCGGCUGCGGGAGCAGGAUGCCGCCGCCGCCGGCCUCUACUUCACGCUGGAGCCGCAGCCGCCGCCCGUGCCGCCCGCGGUGACCGUCCCCACCGGCCGCCGGGGGGAGCCGUGUGGCGGCCCGGCCUCGGGCACUCGCGGGGACCCCCGCAGCCAGACGACCGCCCCCCGCAGCAGGGAGCUGGUGAGCUACCCCAAGCUGAAGCUGAAGAUCAUGAUCAGGGAUAAGCUCGUCCGCGACGGCAUCCACCUGAGCAAGCCCCCGUACUCCCGCAAGCUCUCUGGGACUGCUCACAUCUUGAAACUCUCCAUUGACCCAACUGCGGAAAUCCUGUUUGUCUGCCUCCUGCUUUCUCCCCCAAAGAACAAUAAAUAAACAAGCAAGUAAGUAAGUCCCCAUGGCCGGCAUCCUAGAGUACUUAAUGAAUUGGCCGAAGUCAUCACAGAACCGCUAGAUAUCAUUUUUGAGAACUCGUGGAGGACUGAUGAGGUGCCUGAAGACUGGAAAAGGGCAUAUUUAGAACCUUCUUUCAAAAAGGGACAUGGAUGAUGACCCUGGAAAUACUCAUCAGCUUAACUUUUUGCUUGGAAAAAUUCUGGAAUAAUCAACUUAGUAUCCUGGGUAACUAACUUACAACAGCUAGAAGUGAGGCAGUGAAACAUCACAUAAAGAAGAACUGAGUUCAGUUUUGAGAUAAGGUCUUGUGCAUACUUUGGGAACUCUCCUGUCCAUUCUCCGAAUUCUUGGGGGGAAAUAAAUGAGGUUGGCUGAGGCA